Molecule: messenger RNA, 1785 nt
Organism: Dicrocoelium dendriticum
Lineage: Eukaryota; Metazoa; Platyhelminthes; Trematoda; Plagiorchiida; Dicrocoeliidae
Source: the annotation of a GenBank genome assembly
GCGCAUAAAAAUCCAUGCAUCUCCAAUUACAGAAGAAUAAGUAUUCAUUAAUGAAGGGUUGUAUGUCAACAAAAAUAGCAGAACAAAUGUUAGAGAAUAUGUUCGGCUGCUACUCAAAAUGUGUUGUACUGCAGCAGUUCCGCUUGGCGAACAAUUUUUUUGGCGUUGUGUAAUCAAUCGCCACUUUCCGAGAAAUGGUCCGUGUUUCUGAUGAGCGUAGGAGGUUUACUUGCUGUUUCUGCUUACACGUGAGGACAGGGACUAUUCUAUUUGGGGUUGCGCAGAUCUUAUUGCAUCUGAUUUGCAUAUCUGUCUUGGUGCUGUUGGCUAUCAGACCUGAUCUCAUUCCGCCAUCUGGAUUAGCGGUGGAUAAACAGCACAACUUUGCUGUGACCAGUGGACAGAGCUAUGGUGGUGGUUCCCACGCGUUUGCAAUCAUUCUGCAUCUGGUGCCCGGCAUCUCUGACUUUCAGGAUUCCGUCGCAUUGCCACCAACCCCUAAUGCGGGCAAAAAUGACGCCAGCGUUUUGACAGACGAGUCGGAACGAAUCAGUGGGGAGGAUAAAAACCUGGGGCUCGUGGAGAAAUCGGACUCGGUUCGGGACUCGCAUGCCGUGCACGUAAUCUACGGCAAACGGGAUGAACAAAGCGUGACUGUCAGGCAUCGUCGUCACUUCAGCCCAUACUUUGCUCUUUGCUUGUCUUCAUUCUCAUUGGCGUUUUGCUGUUUUCUUGUGCACGGCGCAGUGGCUCGUCAACCCACUCAUCUGUUGCCGUUCUUCUUUCUGCAAGUCUUUGACUUUAUCAUUUCACUCCUCACUGUUGUUGGUUACAUGUCCUCCACUUCGGAUGUUCGGCUCUGGCUCCACACAAAGGAGGGUCCUAUGUACAUCAAUUCUGCUAGCCUCACCUUCUUACUACUGUCGAUCUCAUUCCUGGUCUUGGCUUUCAAAGCCUACUGUCUUGGAAUGGUUUGGGACUGCUACAAGUACCUAAUGCUCGCAUACAACCGUCCAGAUCGGGUAGACGAUUGGAUUGGUAGUCGUUUUGGCUUCUUACCAUCGAUUUGGGGCUUCUUUGGUGCUGGUCGACGUUCCGGUCUGAUGCGAGGUAAUUUACAUGCCUCCGAACAGCACGGUGCAUUUGGCUCUCGUUCAGACCCAGAAGGUGGUGCUCGAUCGCCUCCGGCUGUGUAUGAUCAAAGCAACGAUCUGCCAAACUACGAGGACGCGUUGAAGAUACCCGCUAACGCUUACGCACCGCCUCCGUACUUCGCGCCGACAAACAACAACAAAACUCAAUCUUCCAAUGACAGUCCGGUUCUGGACGUUGUCGCACAAAAUGCAGGCAAUGUCGUGGACAAUAAAAAUGGGAACGGUCUCGAUGGCAACGGCAAGGCUACUGCAUAGAGAUACCAACCUCCUAAGCCUGUGUUGACGCGCGCCGUCGCUGCUUGCCCGACUCCGGAGCAAGUUUUAUUAUUUCGCUAUUGUUUUUUCGCUGCAUCUAUCCUCGUGAUCAUUUCACUCUGUUCUUAAUGGAUUUACUACUUUUAAUUUUCAUUAUCCAACGUUCCGUCUAGUGACAGGUUACCCAGUUCGAACUGCUUUCUGUUCACUUGUGAACGCUUCCAUUGUCUGCAUGAAUCUAACAGCACUCUCCCACUUCCUAUCCCUAUUGUAUCACCAAACUCCUCUUCGAUCUGUAUCGUUUAAACAACAUGUCGUCUGUCUUGCUUACCGUACAGAUUCAUCAAAGCGCAUAAAAAAUUUACGAAAAACACCA